Messenger RNA from Elaeis guineensis (African oil palm), 1359 nucleotides. Its product is annotated as THO complex subunit 4A. The record is from RefSeq and is a predicted model, not a curated record. Gene Ontology annotation, cellular component: nucleus. Gene Ontology annotation, biological process: mRNA export from nucleus. Gene Ontology annotation, molecular function: mRNA binding. NCBI's taxonomy places the organism in Eukaryota, Viridiplantae, Streptophyta, Magnoliopsida, Arecales, Arecaceae.
UUGUUUUAUUCAGGAUUAGGCGAGAACGCGCUUUUUUAUUCGUCCGAGCACCUCCAUCUCCUUCCCUCUCUUUCUCCCUUCCGCCUCCCUUCCGAAACCCUACCUCGUCUCUCCCAACCCUCCAUCCCAUCCUCCACCACCCUCCCCUGAGAUCCUUGCUAGAUCUCUCAAGGUCCAUCGACGACGAUGACGAGCUCCUUGGAUAUGUCUCUCGACGACCUCAUCAAGAACAAUAAGAAGUCAACCGCCGCCUCCGGCGGCCGGGGGCGCGGUAGAGGAUCCGGCGGCCCCACCCGCCGGUUCCCCAACCGGUCUGGGAACCGCCCUGGGCCCUAUUCGAUGGGAAAGGCGCCCGACUCCGCAUGGCCGCACGAUAUGUAUGCGAAUCAGACGGGGGGUUAUUCGGCUCCAGCGGCGAGGGUUUCUUCUAUUGAGACAGGCACCAAGCUCUACAUAUCCAACUUGGACUAUGGUGUCUCCAAUGAGGACAUCAAGGAACUCUUUUCAGAGGUUGGUGAUCUCAAACGUUACUCGAUCCAUUAUGAUAGGAGUGGAAGAUCAAAGGGAACGGCUGAAGUUGUCUUUUCAAGGCGGGCAGAUGCUCUAGCUGCGAUAAAGAGAUACAACAAUGUACAACUUGAUGGGAAGCCAAUGAAAAUUGAGAUUGUAGGAAUGAAUAUUGAGACACCUGCUGCUGCCCCCCAGAUUAUAAAUGGGGCAUUUGGAAGUCUUAAUGGCCCUCCUAAGAGGUUUGUUUCAGAGUAUCAGAUACUGGACCUGAAUCAGUUUGCUGAGACACACUGUACCAUGCCAUAUUGCAUUCAUUGGUACCGAUUGUGCACCUGGAAGAGGUGGCUCUACAGGAUGGCCACGAGGUGGUGGUGGCCGUGGACGGGCAAGAGGCCGUGGACGAGGUAGAGGCCGUGGUGAUCAGAUUGCUGCUGCAGAUCUUGAUGCUGACUUGGAAAAGUACCAUGCAGAGGCAAUGCAAAUCAACUGAAAGUUCUUACACCAUUGUGCUUUGCAUGUUUUGUCCACUUGGUUAGUUCUUCUCAAAAGUGGUGUAUUUCUAUUAUUGUGUGACAUUAGGGAGGGGGAUCACGACUUUUUAGUUUCUUUGUUGGUUGUGGGCCUUUGGUUUUUACUGUUAUCUGCUCCUUUUGAUUUCAAUAUGCUACAUCUGUUAAAUGCGGUCAUGUAGUUAGAUAUUCUUACUUUAGGUUUAAUGCGUGCACAAUGCAGCCAAGAAGUCAUAUGUUGGUGGUAAUCACUUUGGAGUAACCUGAUACAUGUGAAUCUGUAGUUUUCUUCUCCUGAUUCCCAAGUUAUAACGACUGAAUAUCUUUAGGUUUUGUUCUA